AUGCAGUCGAUCGAGUCCACAUCUGAUUACACGCUCGUCUCCAUUGACCGGCGUUUCGAAGAGAACAGCUUGACGCAUCCGGCCAUGGUGGAGGAAAUGAAGGAACCCGUCGCUCGAGCCAUGCUGUACCCUGGAGAUGCUAUCUACAUCCCACCGGGUUGGUGGCAUUCCGUGCGCACUUGGCAGCCGCAAGCGCCCGAAGCACUGCCCUUCUCCAUGAGUGUGAAUUUCUGGUAUGAAAUGACGCCUGAGGCAGCGGCUGCACAGCGAUCCAUGCUUUUGACGCUGGAAGUGCUCUCCUGCCAGCACGCUUUGGCCGGACUUCCCGAGGAACACAUCAGCAAACUCCUCAAGAAGCUGGGCGUGAAGGAAGAAAGUGACGACGGCUUCGCUCCAGUGGACUAG
Symbiodinium necroappetens is the source of this 405-nucleotide messenger RNA. NCBI's taxonomy places the organism in Eukaryota, Dinophyceae, Suessiales, Symbiodiniaceae. The record is from the annotation of a GenBank genome assembly.